Thermothelomyces thermophilus ATCC 42464 is the source of this 417-nucleotide messenger RNA. RefSeq lists its product as uncharacterized. The record is from RefSeq and is a predicted model, not a curated record. NCBI's taxonomy places the organism in Eukaryota, Fungi, Ascomycota, Sordariomycetes, Sordariales, Chaetomiaceae. The transcript has 2 exons. The annotation marks the transcript as partial.
CGCGGUGUCAUCGCGUGGCUGCCCGCGAAGCGGUUCAUCAAACCCAAGUCCGUACCCAACCUGCCGCCCGGGGUCUUCAAUCACCCGGUCCUGAUAUAUCAGACGACAUCUGAGCAAGCAGACGUGUUCCUCAUCACGUCAUUCCAUGCCGGCGAGUCACUUACCGGCAAGUUCCAGAGCGACGCCGAGUUUCGCAGCCGCCAAAUGCCCAUCGACCCGGCCCCGCCGCACCCCGACAACGGCGUCCGGCUCACCCUCGCGCGCGGGCGGGUGUGGCCUAAGGAGUCCUACGUCAGCAUCAGCCUGUUUACGGUCCCCAUCUCGAUCCUGCGUGAGGAGACUAGCGGCCCUUGGGCCCUCAGCCCCGAGUCUCUCGCUGCGCUCGAUGACAUCGUUGCCAAGCUCCCCCACCUGCGA